GUGAAGGACGCGGGAUUCAAUUAUAAGUUUAAAUUUGUUUUGUUAUUAUUUUUAACCAAGGAUGUCGCAUUUGAUGCCACGGCGAACCAGCGAGUUCCGUGGGGAUGUGCUGGAAGAGCGAUGUCCCACUGAAAAGCGGCAGACCAGGGCGAGUAAGCGCAGCACAGCCAUGCAGACUCCGUUGUCCACGCAGGGGAUCCCCAAAAGACCCUCCGCAACGCGUCUGCUGCAGCCGCUGAACUUGGAGCGGGAUCGGGCUGGUCAAAUGGGUGUGACGCCCAAGCGAGGCCACCGACUUGUGCCCUCCACAGCGGAACGCGCUGUUCCGCUGCACUCCGACAAGAAGUGGGUGGCGGAGCGGUCGCAUCAGAUACUGGAGUACCUGCAUGCCGUUCAGGACAGCGAGGCGCCCACGGGAUUCAUCUCGGAUCUGUUUAGUCGGCCUGGCGGACUGCGGCACAUGACCAUCAAGCAGUUCGUGGCUAUCCUCAACUUCCUGUUCGACAACAUCUGGCGGAAUCGCGAGACAGUGGGCCAGAACCACGUCGAGGACAUCACUAGAGCCAUGCAGAAGCUCCAUUAUCCUAGCCAGGUUAACAAGUCUUGGCUUGUGUCGCCGACCACGCAGCACUCCUUUGGCCACGUGAUCGUCCUGUUGGACUUUCUCAUGGACUUUGCGCCGCCACUGUCCUCUGCGGAUGACCCGGAAGAAGAAUUUCCGUUCAUGGAGACGACGGAGCAGCCUAGCUCGUACCUAAACAGCAUGCACUGCGAAUCAACGGCCGCCAUCUCCAUCACUCAGAUGCAGGCCGUCCAGCUGGAUGAGGAGGUCAACGCGCUGCUCUUCGCAGAGGCCAGCCACUGCAUUGUCCUGUGGGAUCAGGAGCUGACCGAUGAGGAGGCCAAACUGCAAGCGGAAACCAGAGAUCAGGUGAUUAGAAAGAAGUGCGAUUUGCCGGGCCGCCGGGCCCUGGAACAAGUGAUCGAGGAUCUGAGAGAGAAGCUGCAACAACUGAACGAAAAGUUGCAGCAAUCUGGCGACGACUAUAAGCUGGAUAAGCUAGAGCAUCUUGACAAGGAGCAGGAACAGCUUGCGCAACAGCUGGCCGAUACUAAGGAGGAGCUGAGCCAACACCUGAUCCUCUUUGACCAGCUUUCCGCCCAGGCCGAUGAAAGGCAGGCUAAUCUCCGCCAGCAAAUUAAGUACGAGCAGCGCCUGGAGCAGGCGGUUAACAACCAGAUGUACUCUGCUCAGCAACUGAAUGCGAUGCAAAUGGAGAGCAACGAUGUCGAAAACUACUCCAAGGCCUAUGAGCGCCAGGUGAAGGAGUUGUCCGACCAGGAGCUCCACCAGCAGGUCAUGCUGUCGCGGGUUAAGAAAAAGCAGUUGGACUGCAUGGAGGCCUUUAACAGGCAUGCCCGCUUCCUUGGCGUGGACUCGGCUAUAAGCAGUCUGGUAAAGAGCGGCGGUGAUCAGCAAUUGGACCUUACGUUGCCGCUAAUCCCCAAGCAGGAGGACAUCUCCGAACGGGUUCAGAGCCUGGAGGUGCUGGGCAAUCUUCUCCAACAGCAGCGUCAGCAGAAUUUCGAACGGCGCCGGAUGCUGGAUCAGCAGGCAGACAAGAUAAAGUGCGACUGCAUCGAGUUGGAAGCCACAGUUGCCACCUUGGAAUCUCAACUGCAAGAACAAAAUCAUCGUCUAACCAAAAUGGAGGUGGGCUAUCGCACCAAGUGCGAUAAAAUGGUGCAGUGCCGGAGGCUGCUGGUAGGGGAGCAGUGUGAUCAAAUCAACCGUCUGGGGGAACUGGAGAAGCGGCAGCACGAAGCCCUGGAGAGGCUCCAGGUCAGCGAGCAGGAAAACGAAGAGCUACUCGCCGGCGCCGAGUUGUAUCAGGAGGAAGACCACAACGCCCGAAAUGCCCACCUUGACAGAUGCGAGCUGCAGCUAGCCGAAGCGGAGAAGGAGCUGCAAGCUCUGGACCUAAAGCUUACUGUGAGCCAGGCCAAACUGGAAGAGGCCGAGCAGUCCAUUCAGCUGCCUUCCUUUGAGCCAGUGCUACACGCAUUCAAAAGGCGCUGAUCGACUGGUUCUAAUCUUUUGUAUUCGCUAAAAAAUUAUGCGUACUUUGAAAACAAAAGUAAUUUCCAUCGCUUUGUCU
Messenger RNA from Drosophila biarmipes, 2159 nucleotides. Its product is annotated as golgin subfamily A member 4. Lineage: Eukaryota; Metazoa; Arthropoda; Insecta; Diptera; Drosophilidae. Gene Ontology annotation, biological process: attachment of mitotic spindle microtubules to kinetochore. The transcript is spliced from 4 exons. Gene Ontology annotation, cellular component: Ndc80 complex. The coding region runs from base 62 to 2080 and encodes 672 amino acids. The record is from RefSeq and is a predicted model, not a curated record.